CGCAUAUUGAGUAUUUAAAGCAGUGGGGAAGUAACUAGAACAUGAUUGCUGAUAAGGUUUGGGCUGUUUGGAGAAACAACAAACCUGUUAUCAUAACGUUGAAUUGUUUUCAAUUACACAGUCAAUAGAAUGAUUUUAACUAUAAAACCACUUCAAGGGAAGGAGUGCAAUGUACAGGUCACAGAAGAUGAAAAAGUCUCCAUGGUGAAAGAACUAGUGUCGAAACGUCUGAACAUACCUGCAAAUCAGCAGCGAUUGCUUUACAAGGGGAAAGCCCUUGCAGAUGAACACAGAUUGAGCGAUUAUUCCAUUGGGCCAGAGGCCAAGUUAAACUUGGUGGUUCGUCCAGCAGGGGAGAGGAGUGGGAUGGCUAGCAGUAGCAGUGCGAUCAACGGAGUGUGGCAGACUCUGUCCACUGUACUGGCGAAACACUUCAGCCCUGCAGAUGCAGCUAAAGUCCAAGAACAGUUAAUCAAGGAUUAUGAACGUUCACUUCGGCAACUCAGUCUGGAUGACAUUGAGCGCCUGGCCGGGCGACUGCUUCACCCAGACAGUGAGGGCAUGGACACAUCGUACAUGGAUUGAAAACCUGCCUGUCUGACUUGACGGUAUUCUGGCGAUUCAGAGGAGCAGUGGGUAAAUUUUAAAAGAGCAAGGCAGGGAAGAUGGUGUUAAUUGACUUUCAUGCUAAGAAUCCAUGGUCGGCCUGAUAAAGGUUUUAUUGUACAGGGAUAACAUAAAAGGUUGACUAUAGUGUAGCUGCAAAGCAUUCAGAUCACAGCCUGUCUUAAUGAUACUUUUCUUUGUUUUCUCCAGACAUUCCUGUACAAUUUAAUAGGAUAUUUUCACUUGAUCAAAUCAGACUGAAACAAGAGCCAAUACCUUUUGACUGUUGGUCUAAAAUGAUCACUGAGUAAUUAUGGAAGUUCUUAUUUAUAAGCAAUGUGUUGUAAAUGAAUGAUAGUUUACAGAAAACACACACUGUAAGGUUAGUUCUAGUUAAUGUUGAUCAGUGCAGUCAUUGUAUGAUGUAUAUAUUGUUUAUACAAGCAUUUAAAAAAAUUGACUGUUUUCCCUAAAUUUCAAGUACUCACUUGGUCUAGGCCUAGCAUAAUUUUUAACUGAAUAAAGCACAAUCUACCUCAAAUAGUA
This is a messenger RNA of Salvelinus sp. IW2-2015, 1152 nucleotides long. RefSeq names its product ubiquitin like 4A (gene ubl4a). Gene Ontology annotation, biological process: post-translational protein targeting to endoplasmic reticulum membrane; tail-anchored membrane protein insertion into ER membrane. The record is from RefSeq and is a predicted model, not a curated record. NCBI's taxonomy places the organism in Eukaryota, Metazoa, Chordata, Actinopteri, Salmoniformes, Salmonidae. Gene Ontology annotation, molecular function: protein-folding chaperone binding. Gene Ontology annotation, cellular component: BAT3 complex.